AAUAAAUAAGGCACCAACUGAUACUAGAGACUAGAGAGUCUAUAAUAAUUAAUUUUGGUAAUCUAUCGUUUUAGCAACAUUCAGAUAGAAAUGUCCAGCUUCAAGAAAGGUCGUCAGCUCGCUGGUAGAGGAAACGAACAUGCUAAUUUAACUGACCAGUCCAACUUGUUAACAGAUAGUAUACACCCGUCAAUACUAAAACAAGCUCGCAAGUCUGGGGUUCUGAAUUUAAGUCAGAGAGGAUUAAGUAAAGUGCCAGAGAGUGUCUGGAACAUCCAAGAAUUUAUACCAGAGGAAUCCAAGAGUGUGUCCCUGGAUAACACGGAUGAGAAGUGGUGGGAAUCUGUGGAUCUCACAAAGCUAAUCCUGGCAUCCAAUCGGCUGUCUAGUCUUGAGGAUGGUAUAGCAAACCUUACCGCCCUGACUGUUUUAGAUCUCCAUGAUAAUGCUCUAACAAGUUUACCCAAGGCCAUUAAAGUUCUGGAGAAUCUACAAAAACUUAACAUCAGCCGAAACCAGUUGAAAGAGAUUCCCAGCGAAGUGGGCUGCUUGCUAAAUCUGACCACUCUCCAGCUAGAAAACAAUCAACUCACCACACUCUGUGAAGAUAUCUGCAACCUUAAAAGUCUGGACUUUUUGGACCUGUCCCAUAAUGAGAUCAAAAGUUUACCUGACUACAUGUGCAUGCUGUCACAGCUGAGAGACCUGAACAUCUCCAACAACAGACUCACCCACCUGCCCCCUGGGAUAGGGGCUUUAACAGCGCUGCGUCGUUUUGAUGCCACACACAACCAGCUUGUGAACCUCCCUGAAGAGUUUGGGAACCUCUUACACCUGGAGCAGCUCCACAUACGGCACAACCAGCUCCAGUACCUGCCCUGUCUCAGGCACUGCACUAAUCUAAAGGAAAUUUUAGCCGGCAACAACAACAUCCGCGGCCUGACAGAAGACCACCUGCAGCACCUGUCAGCUCUCACCUGCCUGGAUCUCAGGGACAACAAAAUUGCCAAAAUACCGGAGAAGAUUACGUUGUUGAAGAAGUUGGAGAGGCUGGACCUCACAAACAACGACAUCAGCGUGCUACCCUUUGAGAUGGGGACCAUGACAAAUCUGAAAGCCAUUAUCCUGGAGGGUAAUCCCAUGAGGUCUGUCAGAAGAGACAUCAUUAUGAGAGGUACUAUGGAACUGAAGAAAUACCUGCUUAGUCGAAUGACCGAUGAAGAAUCAGACAAGAGCCAAUGUAGUGAAGUGUCCAGUACCAAUGUUGGCUUGCCUGGGGCUGAGAAGGAGAUGAUCAGACCACACGAUCUGCAUCAGAUGAAGUCUUUAGACUACAGCCAGAAAAAGGUUCCCAGUAUACCUGAUGAGGUUAUGGUAGCUGCAGUAGAGGCAGGCAUACGUGUCAUUAACCUCAGCAAAAAUCUCUUCACAGAUGUCCCUCAGAACCUGUCCCUCCUGUCCUCUACACUAACUGAGCUGAACCUGGGCACCAACAAGCUGGUGCAGGUCUCUCCUGUCAUUGCUGGCCUACACAAGCUACAGUUCUUAGACCUCAGGAAUAAUCAGUUGAGUAGUCUCCCCUCUGAGCUGUCUACACUUUCACAUCUACGUGAGCUAGUGCUGUCUAACAACAGGUUCCAAGAGUUGCCGCCAGUUGUGUUCCAGCUGUCUAACCUGGAGAUUCUGUUUGCCAAUGACAACAAGAUCUCCCAACUUGACCACGCAGGCUUCAGCCAACUGACCAAGCUGUCCACGCUUGACCUGCAGAACAACGACAUCACCCAGGUCCCCCCACAGCUGGGCAACUGCACCUGGCUCAAGUCUGUCUUGCUAACUGGUAACCCGCUGCGCAACCCAAGGUCAGCCAUCUUGGCAAAAGGAACCAACGCCCUGCUUGAGUAUUUACGUAGUCGCAUACAAGAGAACUAGUAAUUAAUUUUUUGUUUGCGUUUUAUACGGUUUUUUUAUACCAAGCUUUGAUUAGCACAAAACUAGCAUAUCAUCAUCAAAAGCUAAUGUGAUACAAAUCUUUAAAAUGUCAAUUAUAACAAGUGACAAUAAAUGAUUUAUAAACAAAUAAAUAUUU
Molecule: messenger RNA, 2086 nt
Organism: Physella acuta
Lineage: Eukaryota; Metazoa; Mollusca; Gastropoda; Physidae
Product: leucine-rich repeat-containing protein 40
Cellular component (GO): cytoplasm
Molecular function (GO): protein binding
Source: RefSeq, a predicted model, not a curated record